AUGUGCUGGGAGUACUACUGGGGGAUUCACUUGGCGAUGCACUUGGUGCUGAACUGGGUGAAGUACUGGGACUGCUGCUUGGACUGGCACUUGGCGACUCACUUGGGGAGGCACUGGGGACUCACUGGGGCUGAGGGGCUGGAUGAAGGGCUUGUGCUGGGCGCCUCACUGGGUGCUUCACUUGGAGCCUCACUGGGUGCUUCACUGGGAGAUUUGCUCGGUGCUGAACUGGGUGACUCGCUGGGUGAAGAACUGGGAGACUCACUGGGGCUGGCUGUGGCGAAGACUUGGGUUGCACUAGGGCUGGCACUGGGUGAAGUACUUGGAGUUGUGCUGGGGCUUUCACUAGGCGAAGUACUAGGGGUAGAACUGGGGCUCUCACUAGGUGUAGUACUUGGGCUUGAACUUGGUGACUCGCUUGGGCUGGAGCUAGGUGAUUCACUUGGACUUGAACUUGGUGUUGCGCUUGGGCUAGAGCUGGGCGUUGCACUUGGGCUUGAACUGGGUGAUUCACUGGGGCUCGAGCUGGGAAGUGAACUCGGCAAAGAGCUGGGGCUUGAACUAGGAGAAACACUGGGACUGGCACUAGGGGACGUGCUUGGGCUUGAGCUUGGUGAUGCACUGGGGCUCGAACUAGGAGACUCACUGGGACUCGAACUGGGAGACUCACUAGGACUUGAGCUGGGAGAUUCACUAGGGGAAGCAGAAGGGCUAGUACUUGGGGUCGCACUUGGUGACUCGGACGGGCUAGAACUGGGUGAUGCACUUGGAGAGGAGCUGGGACUCUCACUAGGACUUGAGCUUGGGCUUGAACUAGGAGAAGAACUGGGGCUCUCACUUGGGGUUGUACUGGGACUAGCUGAUGGACUCUCACUUGGAGUCUCACUUGGACUCACACUUGGUGAAGUACUGGGUGUGGCACUGGGACUUUCACUUGGAGAAGAACUGGGGCUCUCACUUGGUGAAGAACUUGGGGAUUCACUGGGAGAUGUGCUGGGAGUACUGCUGGGGGAUUCACUUGGCGAUGCACUUGGUGCUGAACUGGGUGAAGUACUAGGACUGCUGCUUGGACUGGCACUUGGCGACUCACUAGGGGAGGCACUGGGGGACUUGCUAGGGCUGGUACUGGGUGUUGAGCUGGGUGAUUCACUUGGUGCUUGACUGUCGGUUGGUGAUUCACUGGGAACUCCACUGGGCUGUGGACUGGCUGUGGGUUCCUCGCUGGGCGAUGUACUGGGGACAUCGGAUGGGCUGAUAGAGGGGCUGGAUGAAGGGCUUGUGCUGGGCGCCUCACUGGGUGCUUCACUUGGAGCCUCACUGGGUGCUUCACUAGGCGCUUCACUUGGUGCCUCACUAGGAGA
Molecule: messenger RNA, 1361 nt
Organism: Seminavis robusta
Lineage: Eukaryota; Bacillariophyta; Bacillariophyceae; Naviculales; Naviculaceae
Source: the annotation of a GenBank genome assembly